AUGGUGAAACGCAGCCGGCGCAGCAAGACUGAAUUAUGUAACAAUACCACCGCCAAUAUUACAACAGCAACAACACCACCAACAACAACCAGUAGUAGCAGUAAUCAUAAAAACUUUCAUCAUCACAAUGGUGAGGAGCAGCAUGAGGUUGGUAACUACAAUGAUGGUGGUGGUGGCGGAGUUGAUGGAGGUGGUGGUGUUAUUGGCAUCGAUGAAGUUGAUCGUGUCAAAAACUGCAUUGAUUCCUCAACGGUAUUGCCGCCACAAUUAAAUGGAAAUUCCACAAAUGCCAAUAAAUCUCCCCUGGCUUCCGAUGAAUUCGUUUUGGAUGUCCUUAACGAUGAUCUCAUUUCGAGGGUGCGCAGUAAAAUCACCAGCGGCAGUAAGGAGCUGUUUGAACCCUGCGUCAAGGCUGUCAAAGCGUUUUUGGCCGGCGAACCAUUCCGAGAAUUUGAAACUUCGAUGUAUUUUCAUCGUUAUUUACAAUGGAAAUGGCUGGAGGCUCAACCAAUUACAUACAAAACAUUUCGUAUGUAUCGUGUACUGGGCAAAGGUGGCUUUGGCGAAGUUUGUGCAUGUCAGGUACGUGCCACAGGGAAAAUGUAUGCUUGCAAAAAAUUAGAAAAGAAGCGAAUUAAAAAACGCAAAGGCGAAUCUAUGGUCUUGACUGAAAAACAAAUACUGCAGAAAAUCAAUUCCCGUUUUGUUGUUAAUCUGGCCUAUGCUUAUGAAACAAAGGAUGCUUUAUGUUUGGUGCUAACAAUAAUGAAUG
Messenger RNA from Musca vetustissima, 772 nucleotides. RefSeq names its product G protein-coupled receptor kinase 2-like. The annotation marks the transcript as partial. Gene Ontology annotation, molecular function: G protein-coupled receptor kinase activity; ATP binding. The record is from RefSeq and is a predicted model, not a curated record. NCBI's taxonomy places the organism in Eukaryota, Metazoa, Arthropoda, Insecta, Diptera, Muscidae. Gene Ontology annotation, biological process: signal transduction; regulation of signal transduction; protein phosphorylation. Gene Ontology annotation, cellular component: cytoplasm. The transcript has 4 exons.